Molecule: messenger RNA, 929 nt
Organism: Gryllus bimaculatus (two-spotted cricket)
Lineage: Eukaryota; Metazoa; Arthropoda; Insecta; Orthoptera; Gryllidae
Source: the annotation of a GenBank genome assembly
AUGCUUGAGCAAUCUCUUCUUCCAAGCCAUAAGACACAACUUUCUAUUGUAAGGACCGCUAAAGGGCUAGUAGGGGAUUGGUUCACUAUAACUAAUACUUCUGAUAGAAGAAGACCAGAUUCUGGAACUUGUUGGAGUAGUGGCACACCUGUUAGCAGCAUACUUCUGUUCAGAGAGUCAAAAGUGGUGAUUUUAAUGUUGUCAAAGAAUGCAAAAAUUGACAAAGAAAGUUUGAAGAUGUCCAAUUUCAAGCAUUAUUGGAUGUGGAUGAUGCACAAUCACAAAAAAUGAUGGCAGAGCAAUGAUAGAGUGCAAGAUCAGAUUGCUUGGGGAAAAGACAAUGUUGUGUGUGUGGUGGGAUCAGAAGGGUGUCAUGUACUACAAACUUCACAAGCCUGGUAAAAUAGUUAAUACCAAUGGCUGCUGGCAGCAAACGAUCAAUUUGAACUAUGUGUUGAUUGAAAAACAGACAGAAUGGGCUAGAAGACAUGGCAAAGACAUUUUGCAGCAUGUCAACGCUCCUGCACAUUUAGCCAAACUGGAAAAAGACACCAUUUUCACCCCUGGUUGAGAACUCUUACCCCAUCUACUGGGGUCACCAGACUUAGCUCUUUCAGAUUACCAUUUGUUAGCAUAGAUGGGAUUGCACUGGCUGAAUAGCAUUUCAUAACAUUCAAUAAAGUGGAAAAAUGGCUUGGUGAAUAGAUGUUGAUGCAGUUUGAAAUUUUCUUGCGAAAUGGCAUCCAUAAAUUUGCUUUAAAGAAGGUCUAAAUGUGUAGAAAAAGAAGACCAAUAUUUUGAAUAAAAGAUAUUUCACCACUAUUCCUAAAUUAUUGAGUACUUUUAAUGAAAAUAACAUUUUAAACUUGUGCACCUGGUAAGUACAGCACUGUAUAUAUUGUAAAUGUGUAAAAUGUAAAUGUUUUUGU